This is a messenger RNA of Loa loa (African eye worm), 426 nucleotides long. RefSeq lists its product as hypothetical. Gene Ontology annotation, molecular function: DNA-binding transcription factor activity, RNA polymerase II-specific; RNA polymerase II transcription regulatory region sequence-specific DNA binding. Gene Ontology annotation, biological process: regulation of cell population proliferation; regulation of transcription by RNA polymerase II; anatomical structure development. NCBI's taxonomy places the organism in Eukaryota, Metazoa, Nematoda, Chromadorea, Rhabditida, Onchocercidae. The transcript has 4 exons. The record is from RefSeq and is a predicted model, not a curated record. Bases 1 to 426 code for a protein of 141 amino acids. Gene Ontology annotation, cellular component: nucleus.
AUGGCGUUACCAGCCGGAAGACGGAAAGCUACAAAUGUUAAUUCGCUUACAGCUCUUGUUGAAUUUGAAGCAAUGCAUUUGGCAAAAGAUUUCAAUGCUGUUUGCGAGAAUGAAUUUCCCGCUCGUACAAUUGCUGAACAUUUGACACGCGCAAAUUGUUCAAUGGAACCAUUGGAUAUGCAACGACGAAAGAAUAUGCUAUUAGCAACAAAAGCAACAUUAGCUGAAUUAAAAGAAUUAUUAAGUAAUGAUCGAAGUCCAAUAUGUUCAUCAAGACCACAACCAAUCUUGGAACCAAUUGUGCAAAGUCGAUUAACACAUUUCUCAAUGGUUACUCAUGGAUUUGGUUCACCUGCUGUAUUAGCUGCAAUUAAUGCAAUUAUGAAUUGGUUAAAUGAAUCGGUCAAAUUGCUUGAUACCAAAUGA